Brassica oleracea var. oleracea is the source of this 853-nucleotide messenger RNA. RefSeq names its product ethylene-responsive transcription factor 12-like. NCBI's taxonomy places the organism in Eukaryota, Viridiplantae, Streptophyta, Magnoliopsida, Brassicales, Brassicaceae. Gene Ontology annotation, molecular function: DNA binding; DNA-binding transcription factor activity. Gene Ontology annotation, biological process: regulation of DNA-templated transcription. The record is from RefSeq and is a predicted model, not a curated record. The transcript has a single exon. Bases 79 to 579 code for a protein of 166 amino acids.
CUCACGGUCAAACCAGUCGACGAAGCAAAACUCUCUUUGGUCUAUUCUCUCUCUCUCUCUUUCUCUCUCUCUUGAACAAUGACGUCGACGACUUGCGCGAGAGAGGUUCACUACAGAGGAGUAAGGAAGAGACCAUGGGGUCGCUACGCAGCAGAGAUUAGAGAUCCUUGGAAGAAAACUAGGGUUUGGUUAGGCACUUUCGACACUCCCGAAGAAGCUGCUCUCGCUUACGAUGGCGCCGCCCGUUUCCUCCGUGGCAUCAAAGCUAAGACUAACUUCCCCUCUCCUCUCUCCCUUGACCUUAACCACAUCCCUUCCGCUCCCUCCGUCCCCGCCGCAGAUAACCAUCACAACCAACUCCAACAACUCUGGUUUUCGACUCCUCCUCCGGUUUCUGACAAUCACCACCACCAACACCAUAGAGUCUUUCUCCGAACCGGAGUGCUCAACGAUACGACCUCCGAUUUCCUCUCUAGAGAAACACCGCUUCACAUCGCCGCCUUGCCUGCCGCUGCCACGUCUUCGCCUCGAGUAGUUGAGUUUCCGAUGAGUACUGCCCCCGCAAGGAGAAGACCUUGAUCUCAACGAGCCGCCGCCGCUUUGGCUGUAAAACACACUAUGAAAAUGGAGAACGGCGCCGUCUUGAUGAACACUUUCGGUGGAACUAUUAUUGUUUUAACUUUAGUUUCUUUUUAGCUAAACAAUAUCUUUUUAGAGUAAUAUGAUUAGUUUUCUUUUGUCAGUGUCCUUUUCUAUUUUGGUUAUGUAAGAGACGGAUACUGAUGGUUAUGAUCCAUCAUCCAUGUUGCGGAAACAAAAAAUAAACUUCUUAAUUAACUAACACUUAGUAUUA